Messenger RNA from Rhinolophus ferrumequinum (greater horseshoe bat), 3992 nucleotides. RefSeq names its product coiled-coil domain containing 149 (gene CCDC149). The record is from RefSeq and is a predicted model, not a curated record. Bases 156 to 1766 code for a protein of 536 amino acids. Lineage: Eukaryota; Metazoa; Chordata; Mammalia; Chiroptera; Rhinolophidae. The transcript has 13 exons.
GCGGCGGCCGCAGGAGGCGGCGGCGCAGCGGGUCGGAGGCGCCGGGCCCUCGCGGGGCCCGGGUGGAGGCGACGGCAGCAGCGCCGCGGGAGGAAGAAUCGGCCGUGGAGAAGGGCGGCGUCCAUGCAGCCCGCCCGCGCCUGUAGGAGAAGGCCAUGAACAGCGACCGGACCGAGAGCGACUGGCAGGGGCUGGUGAGCGAGUACCUGGUGUGUAAAAGGAAACUGGAGAGUAAAAAGGAAGCCCUGCUAAUCCUCUCCAAGGAGCUGGACACAUGCCAGCAGGAAAGGGACCAGUACAAACUAAUGGCCAAUCAGCUUCGAGAACGCCACCAGUCCCUGAAGAAGAAAUACCGGGAGCUGAUCGAUGGAGAUCCGUCACUUCCUCCUGAAAUGAGGAGACAGGCUAAUCUUGCCCAACUAUUGCGAGAUUCUCAAGACCGAAAUAAACACCUGGGAGAAGAAAUUAAAGAACUUCAGCAAAGGCUUGGAGAAGUCCAGGGUGACAAUAAGCUCUUGAGGAUGACAAUUGCCAAACAGAGGCUCGGAGAUGAAGAAAUUGGUGUGCGGCACUUUGCAGCUCAUGAGCGUGAAGACUUGGUUCAGCAGCUGGAGAGAGCAAAGGAACAGAUUGAGUCUCUGGAGCAUGACCUACAGGCCUCUGUGGAUGAGCUUCAGGAUGUGAAAGAAGAACGGUCUUCCUACCAGGACAAAGUGGAGAGGCUCAACCAGGAGCUAAACCACAUCCUGGGUGGGCAUGAGAACCGUAUCAUUGACGUGGACGCCCUGUGCAUGGAGAACAGGUACCUUCAAGAGAGAUUAAAGCAACUUCAUGAAGAGGUCAACCUCUUGAAAUCUAACAUUGCCAAAUACAAGAAUGCUCUCGAGAGACGGAAAAACUCAAAAGGCCAGGGUAAAUCUAGCAGCAGUGCUCUGACUGGCGUCCUCUCUGCAAAACAAGUUCAGGAUCUGUUAUCUGAGGAUCACGGAUGUAGUCUCCCAGCAACUCCACAGUCCAUUUCUGAUCUGAAAUCUCUGGCAACGGCCCUGUUGGAGACGAUCCAUGAGAAAAACAUGGUCAUCCAGCACCAGAGACAGACCAACAAAAUCCUAGGGAAUCGGGUGGCUGAAUUGGAGAAAAAAUUAAGAACUCUGGAAGUUUCUGGUUUGUGGAGCCUUCCAGGCCUGAGCUACAAUGUUUCAGUAGGAUUUGGGAGGGGCAAGGACACCAUACUCUUCAGCGACCCCACGCUCCCCACCAUACAGAGGUCGCGUUCCCCACUGCUGAAGUUCGUUGAGCAGCCCACUGAGGACAAAGCAAACCCCAAGGAUGGGGAGGUUCAGAAGCAAGGAGGAGAUGAAAGUUGUGCCGCUGCCGACGUGUUGACAGCACCAGAGGAUGCUGGGAGGCCCGCUGUCAACUCCCCAGCAAAUCAGAGCCACGGGAACCAACACAAGCACUUUCAUCCUUCAUUACCCCAGUUACCUUCUGAGGAAGAAGAAGUAAACAGGCUCGGAAGGGAAAUAAUGAAACUGACAGAGGAACAGGCAGCUGCAGAACCCGAAGGGGACGGGAGAGAGAGUCCUGUGGCGGGGCAGAGGAACGAGAUAGGGCUGGCCCAGCUGGGCCUGGCCUCCAAGGGGGAGCUCCCCAAAUCUUGCCAAGACUCCUUUGAGUCCAGCCAGCCAGAAGCCAAAACUUCCACCGUGGAAAAUGGCAAGGAGACCCCAGAGGGUGGAGGCCCACAAAGCGCUCUGAAAACAUGAAGGGGAAAGGGACCUGGCAUGAUGACACGCGGAAUGCCCUGGGGACAAUAAAGAACUACCAUCAGAACCACUCGCAGAAGUCGCUUUCUCCUAAAACACCUCUCAGUCUGCAAGUGAGAAAGACACAGAUCCCGUUGCAAACUGUGAAUAUUCUGAUGAUGCCAGCACAGUUUGAUUUAUUAAAUGCGGGCCUUCAAGCUUCUCAGUGUCAUCUCUUUCUGCCGAAGAUGCACUGCUGUCAGCAUGGCCAGGCACAGAAUUGUGUCCGCCAUAUGGCUGGUUUUCGGCAUCCGUCUUUCUGUCAGCAUUUGUUUUAUUAGAGAGAAGAUGUUAUUCUAUUAGCGUUUAAUGUUGUCGAUCAAAAUUAUGGGAAGAGCUUGAAACGAAUGGGAUUUUUAAUCAGAUCUCUGUCUUUGUAACGGUUAGGCGGCGGGAGAGAAAGGUCUAAUUGAGCGUAAUGGGUCCAGAGGGCCCACCGCUCCACUUCAUCAUGUCAGGGCCUGCUAGGACCUCCCAUCAUGGGUGUUCUUGGCAUCCUGCCUGCGUGUGGUACUGUCUGUCAUGGCACCGACUGGCAGGUGGAAAGGGGCUUAAGCAGGCUCGGAAGGUUGGGCUUCCGGUUUGAAAUCCACGGCCCCUGUUGGAGACCUGUGUGCUGACUGCUGGAGCUGAGUUUUCCAGCCUGUAAUUCUGGAGGAUUAAUCGACCUGGAUUGAUGGGGGCAUAAGAAGGGAGGAAGGGGACUUCAGGGGUGUUUUGGUUUUUGUUUCUGAGCAGAGAUGAGGGCCAGAACCUGGAAAUGCUGCUUCUCUCAUUCAACCUGUGCUGCAUAUAAGGUUCGAUGGCCCUGUGGGGUUGGGGCAAGAUAUAGCUGCUUAAGGCCAAUCCAAUUUUCCAUACCGCCUGAAACCUUGAACCCUUCACUUCCCCAACGGAAUGGUAAGGCUGCAUCCUCUGUGCAGCCAGGAGCAGGGAUUUUAAAGACAAGACACAAAUAACUUUGUUACAGCCUGGGAAGGGGGACUGUGGAACCAAGUACUGGCUUCAAGGGUGGGAAAGGAGGGAGGGUCAGCCCUACCUGGUUCUUUCCUUGGGAAUAAAAUUAGCUUUUCUCAGCCGCUUCUGGCACCACAGAAAGUUGAAGGCUCAUCAAACGACAGAACUUGCUUUGAGCUGAGCUCAGUUCAUUUCCCCAGGACACCUGAUCCCUGAUCCCAAUGCUCAGAACACCCCUGAGAACCAGAAUCAUUCCCUCGAGGGACUCUCCUGCAGGAGAAAGAGAGGCUCCCAAGGUGGGAAGGGUUGAAAAUUCAUCCUCAACGUCGGCUGUUUAUACCGGGCUUGUGAACCCAGGUGUGCAACAUGCACGUAGGUGGUCAGCUCACCCUCACCUUCCCCGCCACAUUGCAUCUCCUGGCAUCGCUCUGCCAGCCGAGUAGGAGCGCUGGCUCCCGCUGAACGAAGGGGAAGUGCAGACCAGAAGGCCCAGUCCUUUCCCACAGGCACACUCCAGCGGCUUUCUUGCCACUCACCAGAGGCCAACCCCACUGGAGGAACGAGAGCAUGCCCGAGUCCUGAUGCCCCACCUGCCCCAGUGCCACCUGCCCCUGCCUACUCGGCCCCAAUGCCUCCUUCCUCCCUCUGUGCUCCAGCCUCUGCCCCCUCCCAGGUUCACCCCCUCAACUUCCCCUCCAGGGAGGCCGCUUCUGCAGCUGCACAGUGUGCACAGCCCAGCAGCCACAGAAAUAACGUUCCUGCUGCACUAGGCCUUAACUGUCUGCACAUGUUCAACACUGCUGCAUAGGACGCCAGAGCCACUAAAGGAAAACACAGCCAGAUUUAAUACAGUAAUAAUAAAAAGAAAACUCUCUCCCCUCAGAAGCUCUGGUUUUGACACACACUCGGCCAGGUGCACAUCUUUAGGGCCCGUUCAUCACCUUCUGUCAAGCAGGGCUUAUAAUAAACUCCAAUGCAUUCUUCCAUCAUGAACAGGAAAGCUGCCGUGAGCGCCAGAGAGCCUGGGGGCAGGGAGGUGGUAGGGAGCAUAACCUCAACUGUGUGCAGUCGGCCUGGGAGGGUUUUGAGUUAUUAGAUGGCAUUGGAGCCAACAAAUUGAUUCUGUCACAUUCCUGUAUGUGACAUUGUCCCACUUCUGCUAUCCCAACCCAACAGGAUUCUUCUGGUCCACAGACAUUAAAGACAGUUUCAGCAAUCACUUACGGUUUU